Messenger RNA from Aspergillus sclerotioniger CBS 115572, 246 nucleotides. RefSeq lists its product as uncharacterized. Lineage: Eukaryota; Fungi; Ascomycota; Eurotiomycetes; Eurotiales; Aspergillaceae. The record is from RefSeq and is a predicted model, not a curated record. The transcript has a single exon. Bases 22 to 240 code for a protein of 72 amino acids.
ACCGGACCGGCGGCCAUAGUAAUGACUACGAGGGAAAAUAUUGGGCAUCAGCAAUCCCACCCGCACGUGACCGCGCCGCCAUGCCCCACGCGAUCAGCCACUCGUUCGUUCAAAAUCCCUCCUUCAGCAAGUGCCUCGUCGUUCACCCCAGUUCCUCUGCCUGGAACCGACGCUUAUCCCCGACUUGCCUACCAGCCACGCAAGACACUUCCCAGCUUGUCAUUUUCGCCCAAAACUUGACGACUU